AUGCAUUCGUCAAUUCGGCCGCAUCAAUUUGUGGCGGUCCAGCUGCCGUCAGAGCAGACUCGCCUCGUCAAGCUUGUGCCCAAUACGUAUGCCGGCAAACACCCAUUCAAGCUAUCAAAUGUGCUAACACCGGACUCCAGCAUAGUUAAUUUGGGCAAGUACGGCAGCUUUUCCGCCAACCAGGUCAUUGGGCGGCCUUUCUAUCUAACUUUUGAGAUUCUUGAUACCCCGGAGAGUGAUGGGUAUGGACUGCGUGUCGUCUCCGCCACCGAGUUACAUGCCGAAACCUUGAUUGAAGAGGCCGAGGCGGACGGAGAAGGCGACGAUGCAGAGACGGGAGACGGGACACCCCUGCGCACAAAUCGCGAGAUCGUGGACGAUGCCUCUACCCAGCGCUUGACUUUAGAGGAGAUCGAGGAGCUGAAAAAAGAGGCCAGUGGAGCAGGCAAAGAUAUUGUCGCAAAACUGUUGGAGUCGCAUUCUGCUUUGGACCAAAAGACGGCCUUCUCGCUCGCCAAAUACACACUGCGUAAGCGCAAGAAGUACAUUCGAAGGUUCACCAUUCUUCCACUCGAUGUCAACUUGCUCGUCAACUAUUCGUUGCAAGAACGCGACGCCGGAAGAACUAUGGAACUGCGUGAUGAGCACAUCGGUCUGCUCGGAUGCCUGGCCAAUGUGCACCACGGCGGACAAGUGACUACGGAUGCACUCCCUGAUGUCAAGUCGAACGGUCGAUAUCUCGUGGUAGAUGAGACCGGCGGUCUCAUUGUUGCCGCGAUGGCUGAGCGCAUGGGAAUCUUGUAUCCUCGCGACGAAGAGGAUCUGGAGUCCGAAGAACAGCUUCUUACAAAUGAAGUCAAGGAGCAGACAAAGGACGCUGCUGGUGUUGGCUCAAAGCCAUACCGGCGAGUGCGUCCCCGCCCAAUGUCGGCAGCCGGAAAUACCAUCACUGUCGUCCACGCUUACUCGCAACCUAAUCUGUCCCUAUUAAAAUACUUCGGAUACGAUACCAACAACCCUGACGAAUCACACCCUCUGCACACCAACCUCAAGACCAUCUCGUGGCUCCAGCUUGUCAACCCCGAGAACGAUCCAAUUCUGUCCGCUGAGCUCCCCAUAAUGCCCGCCCAGGAGCUAGCCGAGCUCAAGCCCAGCAAGCGUACUGCAUACUUCUUCAAGCGCAACCGAUAUGAGAGAGUCAAGAAUGUGGUAAAGGAGGCUCGCGAGGGUGGCUUCGAUGGUCUCGUCGUCGCCACUCUGCUCACACCCGCCAGCGUCUUUAAACACCUGGUCCCGCGCCUCGCCGGGUCAGCUCCCGUUGCCAUGUAUUCUCCGACUGUCGAGCCGCUCGUCGAGUUGAUGGAUCUCUACUCCACAGGGCGAAGGACAGCCUUCAUCACCAAGAAGCGAGAACUCAGCCAGAAUUCCCCGGAUGAUGAGGAGGUCGACUUGUCUUCCCUAUAUGACGAAUUCGAACUCGAUCCCACCCUUCUCCUAGCCCCAACCCUGCAUCACUCUCGCGUCCGUGCCUGGCAAGUGCUGCCUGGUCGGACACACCCACUCAUGACCGGACGAGGCGGUGCAGAAGGUUAUCUGUUCCACGGCGUUCGAGUCAUUCCGACAACAGACCACAUCCAGGCUGCCGGCACCUUUCGGAAAAGGAGAAAAGUGGCCAUCUCCACGCCCACUACCGAUCAAGACGUGGAAAUGGCGACCUGA
Penicillium maclennaniae is the source of this 1719-nucleotide messenger RNA. It is a transcript of the gene trm6, whose product is annotated as tRNA 1-methyladenosine methyltransferase subunit GCD10. Lineage: Eukaryota; Fungi; Ascomycota; Eurotiomycetes; Eurotiales; Aspergillaceae. The record is from RefSeq and is a predicted model, not a curated record. Gene Ontology annotation, cellular component: nucleus; tRNA (m1A) methyltransferase complex. Gene Ontology annotation, biological process: tRNA methylation. The transcript has a single exon. The coding region runs from base 1 to 1719 and encodes 572 amino acids.